AUGUGUCGAGGCUUUAGCUUGGCUAGCGACUGCAUCGGUCCCAAUUGCAAGACGGAUGGAAAUUGCACCUUCGACUGUCUGAGCGCUGACGAUAAUUCGACCACUAUAGUUGUGCUGGUGGAGUUUGGAGACUAUCGGAGUGCACAAGAAGUGGCAGCAGGGAACUACAGUGACGCGGACUUAAGCGGUUACCCGGAUGACACGAAUGAGUGGCCUUCAGUGUCGAACGACCAAGUGGAUACUCUCGGAUCAAUCGACCUGUCUUCACAAGUUACAACACUUACUGUAUCAGGCGGAACUGCUGCGUCAAAGUACCCUAAAGGCAAGGUCUCCAGAAUAUCGUUGACCUCAAACUUUAUUUAUCUACAGACGGAGGUGACGAAGGUGGCGCUUCAAAAUCUUGACCUGGGAACACAAAUUAACUUGCUACCAGAUUAUCUACCCUCAUCGGUACAGACGCUCGACCUCAGCAAUACACUACUACAAGCGUUCCCAACGGAAUUAGGCAAUAUGGCCUCACUCCAGCGAUUGAUGCUGGAUAACAAUUAUUUAUCAACUCUACACUCAAACAAUGUUAUUGAUUCCAUCACCACCCUGAGCUUGGAGGGCAACAAUAUCAACACCUUCAAUGGAGUUUUUCCUGACUUAGAAUAUUUGUAUCUCGGCAAGAACAAUUUGGCUAGCAUUCCACCUGCGAUCUAUCGGCACCCCAAACUGAAGUCACUAAAUUUACUGGGGAACAAAUUCUCAUCUCGAUAUUUCACAGCAGAUCAAGUGAAGUUUUUGCGGGAUCUGGACACGUUGGGGCUUUCUGAUUCAGAUUUUCAAGUUCCUGUGGGGUGUGAUGACACGGAGCAGAGCGUUAUAAACGGAGUAACAGUAUGUCUUACGGAUAGAGACUCCUCUGAAUACGUUGGAAAUGGUUCGGAUGCGUCGAGAGCAACGCAAGUGGAUGAUUUGGAUUCGAACGCUUCUGACAUGUCAUCGACAAUAACACGUCUGGUAUUGGGUAUCGUUUACGGGAUCUCAGCUGUAGCGCUGGUUGGUAUCUUCGUGUUCACUGCCACGCAAAAGAAACGACCACGGAAUCCCGAGCAGAAUACUGCGGUUGAAUACAAUGGUGGCCACACCGUUACCCCAGAAAAUGGCAAUCGACAGAAAAAGAAGCUGCGUUCUAGCUCAAACAAACGUAUCAAGGGCCUCACAAGACAUUCCAGUAAUUUCUCGAUGGGCAUCCCCACUUCAUCACGAGGUGAUGAUGACAGCAUCGACAUUCCGGUUCUUGAGGCUUCCAGCAUCAGUACUUCGAAGUAUGCGUCUGCUGUUCGGACGACACCAGAAACGUCGCUUUGGAAUGACUAUGAGCUUCUAUCACUACAGCUUUGUGUCGAUUCUAUCCAGGAAAUCAAGCAACUAG
Molecule: messenger RNA, 1417 nt
Organism: Phytophthora nicotianae INRA-310
Lineage: Eukaryota; Oomycota; Peronosporomycetes; Peronosporales; Peronosporaceae
Exons: 6
Source: RefSeq, a predicted model, not a curated record